GUGAGGGAGUGAGUAAUGGCGAGAAUAUUGGAACUUGUGGCCGGGAAGGAGACACUAGACGUUAUGGCUGCUAUUAAGACGUUAAAUCCUAAAGCAGAGGUGGCUAGGGCUGCCCAGGCUCUGGCUAUUAAUAUUUCCGGUGCCAGGGGCAUCCAGGACGUGUUGAGGACCAACUUGGGGCCUAAAGGAACCAUGAAAAUGCUGGUGUCUGGUGCUGGCGAUAUCAAAAUUACCAAAGACGGCAAUAUUUUACUCCAUGAAAUGCAAAUACAACACCCAACGGCCAGCAUGAUUGCCAAGGCUUGCACAGCACAAGAUGACAUAGUCGGUGAUGGCACCACCUCGACCGUACUUCUAAUUGGCGAGAUGCUCAAACAGGCAGACAUUCAAAUUCAAGAUGGUCUGCAUCCAAGACUUAUUGCAGAGGGCUUUGAUUUUGCCAAGGUGAAAGCUCAAGAGGUACUUGAUAAGGUCAAGAUCACUGAAGAGAUGAGUCGUGAGCGUUUGUGUCAGGUUGCACGUACCGCCCUUCGCACAAAAGUUCACUCGGAAUUGGCCGACAAGCUGACAGAGGUUUGCGUUGAUGCAGUGCUAGCCAUUAAGGAGGACCAAAAACCACUGGACUUGCAUAUGGUGGAGAUUGCUGAAAUGCAGCACAAGACAGAAUUGGACACCCAGUUAGUAAAAGGUCUAGUGCUAGACCAUGGUGGACGUCAUCCAGAUAUGCCGAAACGUGCCACAAAUGCUUACAUUCUCACCUGCAAUGUUUCCAUGGAAUAUGAGAAGACUGAGGUCACUUCUGGUUUCUUCUACAAGUCUGCAGCUGAAAGAGAAAAACUUGUAACAGCAGAAAGAGAAUUCAUUGAAAACAGGGUGAAGAAAGUAAUUGAGUUGAAGAAGAAGGUUUGUGCUGGCAAUAACAACAUGUUCGUUUUAAUAAAUCAAAAAGGAAUUGAUCCCAUGUCCCUGGACAUGCUGGCGAAAGAAAACAUAUUAGGUUUAAGACGAGCCAAGCGCCGCAAUAUGGAGAGACUUGCAUUGGCAUGUGGCGGAAUGGCUGUGAACAGCUUCGAUGAUAUGACAGAAGAGGUCUUGGGUUUUGCUGGCAGUGUUUACGAGCAUGUAUUGGGAGAAACUAAGUAUACAUUUGUUGAGGAGCUGAAAAAUCCUCACAGUGUAACUAUACUUAUUAAGGGAGCCUACAAACACACCCUCCAGCAGACCAAAGAUGCUAUUCGGGAUGGUCUUAGGGCAAUCAAGAAUGCCCUUGAUGAUAGUGCAUUAGUACCUGGUGCAGGAGCCUUUGAGAUUGCAGCAUACGAUGCUUUAAUGAAAUACGAGAGUGAUGUUAAAGGCCGUGCUCGCUAUGGUGUACGGGCGUUCGCUGAUGCUCUUCUAGUUAUUCCAAAGACACUUGCUAGUAACAGUGGAUAUGAUCCAAUGGACAGCCUGGUAAAGCUGCGAGAAGAGUAUAAGAACAGUGGAGGACUACCAGUGGGUCUAGAUAUUAGCACAGGAGAGGCUGUCAACCCAAGUGAUGCUGGCAUAUUUGAUAACUAUUGUGUUAAAAGGCACAUGCUUGAUGCAUGCUCGGUCAUUGCACGCAAUCUCCUCAUUGUUGAUGAAAUCAUGAGAGCUGGACUAUCACAGCUGAAGUAGAGAACUACUGCAUUAUUCUUUGCACCGUCUUACCAAGGAUCUUCUCGCAGCUGGAAUGAUCCCAUUUACACCAGACUCCAGCUUAAACAAAAUUCACAUAAUGAUAUUGCUUGGCUAUGCCUCUUUUUUUUUUACUAAUAAAGUUCCAUAAUGCAAUU
Messenger RNA from Cherax quadricarinatus, 1817 nucleotides. It is a transcript of the gene CCT6, whose product is annotated as chaperonin containing TCP1 subunit 6. The record is from RefSeq and is a predicted model, not a curated record. Gene Ontology annotation, molecular function: ATP binding; ATP hydrolysis activity; ATP-dependent protein folding chaperone. Gene Ontology annotation, cellular component: chaperonin-containing T-complex. Gene Ontology annotation, biological process: protein folding. NCBI's taxonomy places the organism in Eukaryota, Metazoa, Arthropoda, Malacostraca, Decapoda, Parastacidae.